This is a messenger RNA of Saccharomyces eubayanus, 1965 nucleotides long. It is a transcript of the gene TOP3, whose product is annotated as DNA topoisomerase 3. The transcript has a single exon. The record is from RefSeq and is a predicted model, not a curated record. Gene Ontology annotation, molecular function: DNA binding; DNA topoisomerase type I (single strand cut, ATP-independent) activity. Gene Ontology annotation, cellular component: nucleus. NCBI's taxonomy places the organism in Eukaryota, Fungi, Ascomycota, Saccharomycetes, Saccharomycetales, Saccharomycetaceae. Gene Ontology annotation, biological process: DNA topological change. Bases 1 to 1965 code for a protein of 654 amino acids.
AUGAAAGUACUAUGUGUAGCCGAGAAGAACUCCAUAGCGAAGGCGGUUUCACAGAUCUUAGGAGGUGGCAGAUCUACAUCAAGGGAUUCUGGCUAUAUGUAUGUGAAGAACUAUGAUUUCAUGUUCAGUGGGUUCCCGUUUGCAAGAAACGGGGGCGACUGUCAAGUGACCAUGACUAGUGUUGCGGGCCACCUGACAGGGAUCGAUUUCAGCCAUGAUUCGCACGGGUGGGGGAAAUGCGCAAUCCAAGAGUUAUUCGAUGCGCCACUGAACGAGAUCAUGAAUAACAACCAGAAGAAGAUCGCAAGCAACAUCAAGCGAGAAGCCAGGGACGCAGACUACUUGAUGAUAUGGACGGAUUGCGACCGUGAAGGGGAGUACAUCGGCUGGGAGAUAUGGCAAGAGGCCAAGAGAGGCAAUAGGCGCAUAGAAGACGACCAGGUAUACCGGGCGGUUUUCUCGCAUCUGGAAAGACAACACAUACUGAACGCAGCAAGAAACCCAAAUAGGUUGGACAUGAAGAGUGUGAAUGCCGUGGGGACGCGGAUCGAGAUCGAUCUUCGAGCAGGUGUUACGUUUACCAGGCUGUUGACAGAAACGCUGCGGAAUAAACUAAGAAGCCAACCCGUCACAAGCAAUGAUGGCGGUAGAACCCGCAGUGGCAAGAACGACUCACAGGUCGUGUCGUAUGGUACGUGCCAGUUUCCGACGCUGGGAUUUGUCGUCGACAGGUUCGAGAGAAUACGGAAUUUCGUACCGGAGGAGUUCUGGUACAUCCAGCUGGUGGUAGAAAACAAGGACAGCGGCGGGGUGACGACCUUCCAGUGGGACAGAGGCCACCUAUUCGACCGACUAAGCGUGCUGACGUUCUACGAGACAUGCAUCGAGACCGCUGGUAACGUGGCAAAAGUGGUCGACUUKCGGUCUAAGCCCACAUCGAAGUACAGACCGCUGCCCUUGACCACCGUGGAGUUGCAGAAAAACUGUGCCCGGUAUCUGCGACUCAAUGCCAAACAGUCGCUGGACGCGGCGGAAAAGCUGUACCAAAAAGGGUUCAUAUCGUAUCCCAGAACGGAAACCGAUAGCUUCCCGCAGGCAAUGGACCUGAAGACCCUGGUGGAGAAGCAGGCGCAACUAGAUCAGCCCAACGCGGGCGGCAAAACCGCAUGGGCAGCAUAUGCGGCAUCGCUGCUUUUGCCUGAAAACACUAGCGGCAACCGUUUCAAGCCUCCACGAAGUGGCACCCAUGACGACAAGGCGCAUCCUCCAAUCCACCCCAUCGUCAGUCUGGGACCAGACGCUAACGUGUCCCCCACCGAAAGAAGAAUAUACGAGUAUGUCGCAAGACACUUCCUGGCAUGCUGCUCAGAGGACGCCAGGGGCCAGUCCACAACCCUGGUGCUGGACUGGGCCGGCGAGCGGUUCACCGCCGCCGGCCUCGUGGUCCUCGAGAGGAACUUCCUCGACGUCUACCCAUGGGCACGCUGGGAAACCACCAAGCAACUGCCGCGCCUGGAACUGCACGCGCCUGUGGACAUCGCGAAGGCCGAGAUGAAGGCAGGCGCCACGGCUCCACCCAAGCCCAUGACCGAAAGUGAGCUCAUCAUCCUCAUGGACGCCAACGGCAUCGGCACAGAUGCCACCAUCGCAGAGCACAUCGACAAGAUUCAGGUACGUAACUACGUCCGCAGCGAGAAGGCAGGCAAGGAAACCUACCUGCAGCCCACCACCCUAGGCGUUUCCCUCGUGCACGGCUUCGAGGCCAUCGGCCUCGAAGACUCCUUCGCAAAGCCCUUCCAGCGCCGUGAGAUGGAGCAAGACCUGAAAAAAAUCUGCGAUGGGCACGCCUCCAGGGCAGAAGUCGUAUCUGACAUAGUCGAAAAGUACAGGAAGUACUGGCUCAAGACGAAUGGCUGUAAGAAUACCCUGCUGCAAGUUUAUGACCGCGUUAAGACAUCCAUGUAG